Molecule: messenger RNA, 9439 nt
Organism: Python bivittatus (Burmese python)
Lineage: Eukaryota; Metazoa; Chordata; Lepidosauria; Squamata; Pythonidae
Source: RefSeq, a predicted model, not a curated record
AGGAGAGCACUGAAUUUGGGAGUUCUUCGAGAUCCUGGUUCAGAGGUUGAAGACAGACAGUACCAAAUAGACCUCCAGUCCAUCAACAUUGGUACUGCUCAGUGGGAUCAGUUAAAGCCAGAGAAGGAAAAUGGUAAAAGCAGGGCAGUGCCAGAGAAUGAAAGGAAUUCUCAGAAUCCAGCACUUGAGUGGAACAUGGCCAGUAGCAUAAAACACCAUCAGGAACGGAGAGCUAUUUUAACUCCAAUUUUAACAGACUUUACAGUACGAGUAACUGCAGCUCCUGCCAUCAUUUUCACAAAAGUAAUUUCUCCAGAGAAUUUGCACACGGAGGAAAUUUUAGUAUGUGGCCAUUCUUUGGAGGUGAAUAUGACAACAGGUCUGGAUUUCUUCCUCAGUGUUGCUCAGUUACAGCUCUUACAACAAUUAAUGCAGAAUAAUAUGUCUGGAUUGGAACCUUCCAACAAAACUGCAGAGGUUUUCAAACUGGAACAGAAAAAGAUGGAUACAUCUGAUGGAGGUACAGCUGAAACAUCUUCACGUUACAGUGGAGCCCAAGACAGUGGCAUUGGCAGUGACAGUGUUAAAAUCAGAAUAGUCCAAAUAGAACAACAUAGUGGCACCAGCCAACAUCGCAUUGCCCAACCUUCCCGACAAUCUUCUAUAGUGAAGAAUCUGAACUUUAUUCCAUUUGACAUUUUUAUUACUGCAAGCCGAUUCUCCUUCAUGACUUAUUCAUGUACUACUUUACUUAAAUCAAAAUUACAGGAAGAUCAAAAAGAUGGUGAAAAAACAAUCAAAAGUUCAUUAAACCUUCCAGAAACAGUUGAUGAUUGCAAGAAAUCUGUCAAAACAGGUUUUUCAUCAGUAACAGCAGAUGAUCUCCUAAACUCUAACAGUUCAUUGCCCUCUGGGAAAAAGUCAGGUCUUAUAUCUCUGGAAAGUCUUCAUGCAUCCACAAGAUCAUCUGCUAGACAAGCCUUGGGUAUAACUAUUGUCCGACAGCCUGGUCGCAGAGGAACUGGAGACUUGCAGUUAGAGCCAUUUUUGCACCUGGUUGUAUCUCAACCGUCUUUCAUCUUAAGCUGUCAUCAUAGAAAGCAAAGAGUGGAAAUAUCUGUGUUUGAUGCUGUCCUUAAAGGUGUUGCAUCAGAUUACAAGUGUACAGAUCCUGGAAAAACUCUCCCAGAAACGCUUGACUACUGCAAGACCUGGUUACAGACAGUAGCAGGGGAAAUAGAUGCUAAAAGUGGUAUCCCACCUCCUCUCAUAACACUGAAGAUUAAAGACUUCCUUAAUGGCCCAGCCAACAUAAAUGUGGAUAUAUCAAAGCCUCUGAAAGCCAGUAUCAGUUUUGUCAAGCUAGAUCAAAUAAAACAAUUUCUGAAAAAGCUAAGGCAGAAGAGUGAUUAUGAGGCCCAGGAGGGAAAUGUUUCAGCAACUGAUAGUGUUCCAAAGAAGGAUGACAUGUAUAUAUCCCAGUCUUGCAAAAGUAAGAUUUCCAACUCUGAAGAUCAUAGUUAUGGAGGGGAAAAAGCUUCAGCACAAGAAAACUUAUGGAUGAGCAUUUCCUGUUGUCAGCAAUUUUCUAUCCAUACAACUCAGAUUAUGGUUUCUGUGGAAACUUGCCCAAAUCCCUGUAAACCUUGUCUGUUAGUAUCUUUAUCGAACCUCAGUGGAAAUUUGAAUGUCAAAGUCAACUGUAAGACUAAAGGUAUAAUAAAUAAAUCAUCACUCACACUUGACAUCAGUGAUUUCCUUAUAAAAACAAGUCUUCAGGAGAAAAGCAGAACUCUGGUUGGACCUAUGUGCUGCUCUGUCACAAUAGAAGCUAAAUGGUGCAAACAUAGCGGGAAUCCUGGUCCUGAACUGGCUACUCCAAAAGUCUGUGUUGAUAUGAGAGGUGGACUGAUCCAGGUUUUUUGGGGUCAGGAACAUUUGAACUGCUUAGUUCUUCUUAAUGAACUUCUGCAAAGUUACCUUGUUCAAGAAGACAAGAUAGAAGGACAAAUGGCCAAUCAAAAAUAUCCAGUACAGUUUUUAACGGAGAAGAAUCAGGUUUCUAAAACAGAACAUACUUCAGAUGAUCUACGAACAGGCCUAUUUCAAUAUAUACAAGAUACAGAUACACAAAAACUACCUGGGGCCUAUGAAGUUGUGUUUUACAAUGAAACUGAGGAUGAUCCAGGAAUGAUGUUAUGGAGAUAUCCAGAGCCUAGAGUGCUUACCCUUGUGAGAAUCACCCCAGUUCCUUUUAACACCACUGAAGAUCCAGAUAUUAGCACUGCAGAUCUUGGAGAUGUACUUCAGAUCCCCUGCAGCUUGGAAUACUGGGAUGAGCUCCAGAAGUCAUUUGUUGCUUUCAGAGAAUUCAGCUUAUCGGAAAGCAAAGUUUGUGAGCUGUCCCUGCCAAGCAUCAACCUAAUAACUGACCCAAAAGAACUUGUAGCUUCAGAUCUUUGGAGAAUUGUUUUGAACAGCAACCAGAAUUCAGGGGAUGACCAAAGUUCAGAAAGUGAAUCCGGUUCUCAGAGUACAUCCGAUCAGUUUGUCACUCCUACUGCCCUAGCAGCCUGUACUAGGGUGGACUCAUGCUUUACCCCUUGGUUUGUGCCUGCCCUUGGGGUCUCAGUUCAGUUUGCUCAUGUGGAACUUCAUCUUUGCCACCAUCUGGAUCAGCUGGGCACAGGGCCACCAAAAUUCCUACAUCCAUUUAUCUCUGAUAAAAGUGUGCCAUCUGAGUUAGAAUAUUCAAUAAUUUCUUUUGAAGAACCACAUACCUAUUUAAGGCAAUGGACUGAUGGAACCAUCUUCAAGGAGAUCCAGUUCUCCACUAAAAUUGACUGCAAACUUUUGGAGUGUAGAAAUCUCACUAUGCAAACUGUUGCAAAACCAUUUGGUGUUUUUGGGCAGUUUUCUGUUUCUGGCAAUUUCAUGGAAAAGAUUUUGGAUGGAAAUAUGGUAGUGGAUCCUGUAUUCAUCAGCUUUGGCCAACAUACCAUCCACUCUCUGCAUAAAACCUUUCAGGCUUGGCAACAGAAUCAGUGCCCUGAGGCAGAAGAGUUACUCUUUAGCCAUUUUGUAAUCUGUAAUGACACGCAGGAGACACUGCGGUUUGGCCAGGUAGACACUGAUGAAAAUGUUUUGCUGGAGAGUCUUCAUAGUCACCAGUACAGCUGGCGCUCUCACAAGUCCCCACAGCUGCUACAUAUUUGUAUUGAAGGUUGGGGAAACUGGCGGUGGUCUGAGCCAUUUAGUGUAGAUAAUGCAGGAAUAUUUAUCAGAACUAUUCAGUACAAGGGAAGGACAGCUUCACUUAUUAUCAAGAUCCAGCAGCUCUGUGGAAUACAGAAACAAAUAAUUAUUUGUGGAAGACAAAUUGUAUGUAGUUACCUCUCUGAAAGCAUUGAACUGAAAGUUGUUCAGCAUUAUAUUGGGCCUGAUGGACAGGCUGUUGUGAAAGAACACUAUGAUUGCCUUGAACCCAAGCAGAAACUACCAUCAUAUGUUCUAGAAAAUAAUGAAUUGACAGAAUUGAGUGUAAAGGCUAAAGGAAAUGAAGAUUGGUCAAGAGAUGUGUCACUUGAGUCGAAGCUCAUGGAAUAUAGCACGGUCAUCCAGGUGCCAUCAUCAAAUAGUUCUAUUAUUUAUGUAUGGUGCAUGGUUUUGAUGUUAGAGGCCCAGUCCCAAGUCCAGCAACGAACUAUUGUUUUCAGCCCUCUUUUUAUCAUAAGGAGCCAUCUUCCUGAUCCCAUCAUCAUACAUUUAGAGAAAAGAAACCUGGGUCUGAGUGAAAUGCAAGUAAUUCCUGGAAAAGGAAAAGAAAAAACAUUGCAAAAUAUAGAACCAGAUCUAACCCAUCACUUAACCUUCCAAGCCAGGGAAGAAGAUAAUCCAUCUGAAUGUGCAGUCCCUAUCUCAACAGCACUUAUUAAACAGAUAGCCACCAAAUCGAAUACAAGUGGCACCAUAUAUGAAAUACUCGAUGAUUUCUAUGGGCGCAGCAUCUCCCCUCAAUCUGUCUGGCCUUAUACAAAGAAGGAUUUUGCCAGCAGUGAACAGCUCACUCAGUGGGAUAGUCCAAUGCGUGUGAAGCUGUCGGUGUGGAAGCCAUGUGUGAAAACCCUGCUGAUAGAACUCCUGCCGUGGGCUCUGCUGAUCAAUCAGUCCAAGUGGGAUCUUUGGCUAUUUGAAGGCGAAAAGAUUGUUCUGCAGAUUCCUACUGGGAAAACAAUGAUACCGCCAAACUUCCAGGAAGCUUUUCAGAUUGGAAUAUAUUGGGCAAACAGUAAUACUGUACACAAGUCAGUAGCCAUUAAGCUAGUUCACAACAUGACAUCACCAAAAUGGAAGGAUGGCGACAAUGAGGAGGUGGUAACACUGGAUGAAGAAGGGUUUGUUGAAGCAGAGAUCAGACUUGGAUCCCUUCCAGGUCAUCAGAAAUUGUGUCAGUUCUGCAUUUCUUCCAUUGUUCGGCGUGGUAUUCAAAUCCUGCAGAUUGAAGACAAGAGUAUAAUUGUCAAUAAUACCCCAUACCAAAUAAGUUGUAGGCCGCUGUUCUCUGUUACGAAGUCCCAGCUCAGGGAAGAGUUUUUACCAGCUCCAGACAGCAGAAUAUUCAGUGUUUGUUCUGCUACGGAGUCAGAUGCUGCCAAAGUUUGUUCUGUGCUCUACUGGGACUUGAUGCCUGACAUUAGUCAAUCCAUUUCUGAGGAGCUUCCCAUUCAGAAGUAUAUGUUGCUAAGCUUCAAACACAGCACAAAUGGUCCCGACACUCCAUGCUGGAGCUUACCAGCUGUCAUUAGACAGGAAUUCCCAAGGCAGAGCAUAGCUGUACCUGUUGGUGGUAGAGAUGAAAAUGGAUUCUGCACCAGAGCCAUAGCUCUGACUUACCAGGAACAUCUUGGGGUGACAUACUUAACCCUAUCGGAAGAUCCUAGUCCUCGCAUAAUUAUCCACAACAGGUGCCCUGUCUCACUGCUUUUGAAAGAGAACAUCAAAGACACACCAAAGUUUGCUAUUUACUGCAAGCAUGUUCCAGCUGAAAGUUCAGUGCACCAUGAGCUUUAUCAUCAAAUUUCCAGCUAUCCAGAUUGCAAAACCAGAGAACUGGUCCCUAGCAUUCUUUUAAAAGUUAUAUCAUCAGAGGAAUUAACAAAUGAAUGGAGUGAUUUUGUGGACAUUAAUAACCAAGGCACACAGAUUGUAUUCUUAACUGGCUUUGGCUACAUUUAUGUGGAUAUUGCUCAUCAGUGCGGGACAGUAAUAAUCACUUUAGCACCUGAAGGAAAACCAGGACACCAGGCCAAUUUGAUCAGAACCCAGGAGCAAAGUCUUCUGUUCAAAUUGUUUAUUAAUCAGCUGAGCCUCACAGUAUAUGAUGACAUCACGAACUCUAAAACAUCAUCAGAACUUCUGCGGUUCACAGUAGACCACAUUUAUCUUCAUAUGGUUCCAGUUGCUAGCUACCUUAGACCACUCUUUCACAAAUUUCAAGGAGAGACUACCAGUGGCCUUCAGCAAUUUUAUACUCUCCAGGUCUACUGUGGAGACUUACAGCUGGACAAUCAGCUUUACAACAAGUCGAAUUUUCAUUUUCCAGUGGUGUUGUGCCAGGGAGAAAAAAAUGAAACCAUACAGUGGGCUAAAGUCCAUAACCUUAUGCUUUCCAGUAAAGACCUGGAAGAAUGUAACAAUAAUGCAUUUGUAAAACUUUGUGUCACUUUGUCAAAAGAGCAGCAUUUAUUAUUUCAUGUGAAUGAUCUCAGUUUUGAAAUGAAACCAACCAGGUUAUAUGUGGAAGAUACAUUUGUGUAUUACAUUAAGACUUUAUUUGAGACCUACCUUCCAGACAGCAAAAGUGUUUACCGUUCCACAAAAACAUUGACUGUAAGCCAGGCACUGCCAGAAAGGGUGAGGCAGCAUGCAAAUGCUUUAGUCAAUCCAGUAAAGUUAAGGAAGCUGACCAUCCAGCCAGUUAACCUCUUGGUGAGCAUCCAUGCUUCCCUGAAGAUAUAUAUUGCUUCAGAUCACACUCCUCUCUCCUUUUCUGUGUUUGAACGAGGACCCCUUUUUACAACUGCCAGGCAGCUUAUUCAUGCCCUGGCCAUGCAUUAUGCUGCAGGAGCGUUAUUCCGAGCAGGAUGGGUUGUGGGAUCUCUGGAAAUUCUUGGCAGCCCAGCCAGUUUGGUAAGAAGCGUUGGGAAUGGGAUCGCGGACUUCUUCCGGCUUCCAUACGAAGGUCUCACCCGUGGCCCUGGAGCCUUUGUUAGUGGGGUUUCCAGAGGAACCACGUCGUUUGUAAAGCACAUAUCUAAAGGUACACUAACAUCCAUUACCAACCUAGCAACAAGCCUGGCUCGAAAUAUGGAUAGGCUUUCAUUGGACGAGGAGCAUUAUAAUCGGCAAGAAGAAUGGAGAAGGCAGCUGCCGGAAAAUCUGGGAGAAGGACUAAGACAAGGCCUUUCCCGACUGGGCAUCAGCCUUCUAGGUGCAAUUGCUGGGAUUGUAGACCAGCCAAUGCAGAACUUCCAGAAGACAUCAGAAGCCCAGGCUUCAGCUGGACACAAAGCCAAAGGCGUGAUCUCUGGCGUGGGGAAAGGAAUCAUGGGAGUUUUUGCUAAGCCUAUUGGAGGAGCAGCUGAGUUAGUCUCACAGACUGGCUAUGGUAUUUUGCAUGGGGCUGGACUUUCCCAGCAUCCUAGACAGCGCUGCCCUCCAAGCGAUCAACAUGCUGAACAGGCACCAAACAGCCACGUCAAAUACGUCUGGAAAAUGCUUCAGUCACUAGGGAGACCAGAGGCCUACAUGGCCCUGGAUGUGGUCAUUGUGAGCGGAUCAGGCCAAGAACAUGAAGGAUGUUUACUACUUACCUCAGAAGUGCUGUUUGUGGUUAGCAUUGAUGAAGACACACAGCAACAGGCAUUCCCAGUGACAGAAAUUGAGUGUCUACUAGACAGUGAACAAAGCAAUCUGUUGAAGGUGCAGCUCAAACAGCCGAGAGUCCCUGGUGAUGUGGAGGCAGAUGGAAACAGAGAGAGACUGUCUGAACAGCAGUACAACAGACUUGUUGACUACAUUACGAAAGCAUCCUGCCACUUGGUUACUGUCCCCGUGUCUGUACAAAACACAGCUCCCCUCGUAGCUGCAGAACCAGUUCCAGCAACACUAAAGACUUACCAAUACCUGGUUAAUCCCAUUUUUGCUCAUGUAUUCAUCAGUAAAUUUACUAUGGUAAAAAAUAAAGCUUUGAGAAGAGGGUUUAACUGAAAACACCCUGCUGAAAUGCUUCCAGAUUUAAAGUACUAUCUAUGCAGUUGCCUAAUAUGAACUUUUAAAUUCCACAUCACAUGAAACCGAUGAGCUUAAACUUAGGUGGGCUGGGAUAGCGAACUAGCACAUUUAAAAAAGAGUCUAUUUUGCACUCAGUACAUUUGAGAUGAAUUCUGUAGUCUGCUUUAUGAGACAAAAUUAUGCAUAUACGUUGUAAACUAAGCUGUCAGUAAGCAGAAAUUGGCAACCCUGUAAGGUGACAGUGAAAAUCUUUUCUUUUUAACUGGAAGUCUGAUAUGCAAAGAUAGGCAGAAUGCACAGAAUUAACAUUAGAAUGUUCUUGUCCUACAAAUCUUUCUGUUCCUUCUUUCAUUCUUUCUAAAGGGGUGCCAGUUUCUAUUAGCAAAGUUUAGAACUCAGCUUUAAAAACUUGCUCAGGGCUGAAAUUUGUACUCCAACUGGCCCAACCUAUAGCAAAAUAUUUCUUCCCAUUCAGUUUGGAAGCACUUAGAAGUCUUAAGUUAUUAGCGAUAGCUGGGCUUCAGGACGAUUGUGUUAGAAUAAUUUUCUUUGACUGAAAUUUUGCAGGAUUUCAGUCCUUAAUAGUGCCUUUGUGUAAUUUGAAGAACAACCUGGUGACAACAAUAAUUUAUGAGAUUCCUUGUCCACAAUAAUAGAUAGCAAUGAUUUCUUAAGAUUUUUGAAUGUAUAUGCUAUUGCAGAUUCUUUAACAGUUUAUAAUUAUGCAAGAAUUGUCAUUGACUAUUGAUGUGGGACCAAUAAUUUGCAUUAUAUAAAGCUUUACAAAUUGUGUUCAGCGAAGCGUACCAAAAACAAGAGAAUAAUUUAAAUCAUUAACUGAUCCAAGAUGCAUUACUCAAAGUAGGUUCCAUUGACUUACAUCCAAGUAACAUAACAAUUGCCACAUUGGCCAUAUUAAUCUGUUUACAUUUUGAUCAACAUAUCCGAACUGGAGCCCCUCAGCAAACACAACUGGGACUUCCAUAAUUCCCAGCCAUGCUGUUGUAGUUGCAGCACAUUUGGGUGGGUGCCAGGAUAGGCAAGGCUCAUCUUAAACACAUCAUUGACUUGAAGCCUGUGUAGCCACUCUUUAAGAAGUAUACAUAAUUUGAACUCACGUUUAUUUGUCUCAUACUUUUCUAUAAAAUAAAAGACUCAGUGUAUGGCUGAAAGUGUAAUUUAAUGUGGUGAGAUGUAGUGUGCUGAGUUUUUAACUGAGCAAGUUAGCAGCCAGUGUAUCAGGUCUCAUGUACCCACCGUCAUCCAAACUUAAAACCUUAUAUCCACUGGGAAGGGCUCAGUAAACUUUAAAACUAGUGCCUGGUUUCAUUAUUGCUGUAGUAAUUCUGCAGUUACGCUUGCACUGGAAGGUAUCUGGUGGACUAAGAGAAGAAAAAUAUAUACUUGUAGCAUAGAACUCCACCGUAAACCAUCACAGAGGAAAAGUAAAGUAAAAUUCAUGGAUGUAUGUCCAAGCCCUGUUUAGACCAUACUGGAUCAGCUAUCAGAUUUCUCAGUACAUCCAAUUUUUCAGACAGCUCUAGUAUGUUAACAGUGGUUGUUUUUAAAUACAUAUUUUCUACAGACUUUUCACCAUCUGUUUUCAAGUUUGAACUAUAGAAGAAUCACUGGUGUAAAACAAUUAUUAGAUUUAAUUGUGGAUUGAAAUGGGAUCAGCAGGCUUUAGUUUGAGAAAGUGUGCUUGAUAUGGGUUCUUAGCUAUUGCUUAUUUUUAUUUAACAAUUUUGAUCCUAAAUGUUUCUUUUCCUCUCCUCCCCCCCAAGCCCCCCCAACUCAGCUUUUCAUGGCAAGAACUCAAUAUUAAUCUGUGCAGACCUAUCUGUACUACAAAACUAUGCCGAAGUCAGAUACUGAAUUUAAAGCAAGUUUUUGCCAUCUAAUUUUCACUAACAUUUCCAGUGCGUUCCUGGGUAGAGAGAGAUUUAGAAAACUCUUUUGAUUUUGUCAUGUGUCUUAUGUGUCCCUUUUUUUAAAAUACUCAGCCUCUGAAAACUAGGUUUAUCCUAAGUACAAAGUAAGAACACUGUGUACAUAAGUUAUCUGUCAAACUAGUCAUUGUUUACCUAUACUGCUUUAAAAUAUUGUAUUUUAUAAUUGAAUCUUUCAUGAGAAAUAAAGAGUUAUA